AUGUCGGAGGUAAACAGAGAGCAUCCGAGGCUGAUUCUGCACGAUUUCAUCUCGCCGGAAGAGUGUAAGGAGCUGGAGUUCAUACACAAGAGUUGCAGUACGAUUGGGUACAGACCAAACGUCUUCUCCACCACUCUCUCUCACCUCAUCGCCACCAAUUCUCCUCACCUCAUCAUCCCUUUCGUCUCCAUUCGAGAAAGGUUGAAAGAGAAAAUUGAGGAAACAUUUGGGUGUGAGUAUGAGCUUUUUAUCGAAUUCACAGGUUUAAUUAGCUGGUGUAGAGGAGCUAGCAUUGGGUGGCACAGUGAUGAUAACAGACAAUAUCUGAAACAAAGAGAUUUCGCGGCAGUUUGUUACUUGAAUAGCUACGAUAAAGACUUCAAAGGCGGGCUUUUUCGUUUCCAGAGCGGUGAACCAGCAACAGUUGCUCCUUCUGCUGGAGAUGUUAUCAUGUACACAGCCGAUGACCGGAACAUUCAUUCCGUUGACGAGGUAACAGAUGGAGAAAGAUUGACUCUUGCAAUGUGGUUUAGCCGGGAUUCGUCUCAUGACGAGGAUUCCAAGCUUGUUUCUCGUCUUUCUCAGUGCGAGCCACUUGGAUUUCCCCUUCCUUUGCCUGCUUCUUCUAACAUGUACUGGUUCUGUCCUCAUCAAGAGGCUGAUGAGAUGAUAGGUUUUGAUAUCUGCGUUGCGAGGUUGCGUCUUCUUGGUUUCGAUGUACAUAGCUUACAAGAUGAAGGCCGUUCUUCCUCGGAUGCCUCUGAGCAACUCAUGGGGCCACUACAAAUAGCUAAAGGAGGAGAGUUGCUCACCAGAGAAUUCACAAACAUUCUUCAUGCUCUUCAGGUUGUUCAGUUCUACCAUUGGAAAGCUUCUGAAGUCGAAAUCUCGAAGGUCGAAGAUGACACCGUGGAAGAGGUGAAAGCUAUCUCUCAAGAUCAGCUGGAAACUAUCAAUGCCCUGAAAUCAGUUUUCUUGCCAGACUUGGGACUCGUAAGCACAGUUUUGGGAUAUUCAUGCUCUAAUGGAGAUCGGAAGGAGUCACUUGACUUGACGGAUAUAUCGCCGGCGAUUCUCUCUUGGGAAGAGUAUACUUGUAAGCUACUCAAGAUGCUAUUAUCAUCUUUGCCUCAAUGGAAAACUUAUCAAACUAUACACAAAGUCGAAUCCGGUUAG
This is a messenger RNA of Thlaspi arvense, 1176 nucleotides long. NCBI's taxonomy places the organism in Eukaryota, Viridiplantae, Streptophyta, Magnoliopsida, Brassicales, Brassicaceae. The record is from the annotation of a GenBank genome assembly.